Messenger RNA from Prorocentrum cordatum, 4587 nucleotides. The record is from the annotation of a GenBank genome assembly. Lineage: Eukaryota; Dinophyceae; Prorocentrales; Prorocentraceae.
AGCCAUUUCAAGGCCAAGCGGGUUGUUGGGGGGGGGAGCGCCGCUUGUCCCCCUGCGGGGUGGAGACCCCGCCCGGUUGCCACCGCACGGAUUGGAACGCCGCCGUCACCCCCGCCUGGGCGCGCCGACGACCUGCUGCUCUGGAGGAGGCGCGUCCGAGACGCCUCCUGGGCCCAUCAUCGGCCCCGACUCCCCCGAGAAGCGGGGGCUCGCGGCGGGCGCAUGCUGAUAGCGCCCCCGCCGGUGCCCAGCGCCCGCGACCUGCACCAGCCAGCCUCCGGACGCCCCGCGCUGCGUGGGAUCGGCCUCGAGGAGGCGCCGGCCGCGCCGCGGGCACGGUUCGCGGAGCCCGCGCCGCAGGAUUGGGCCGGCGGCAGAGGCUUGCCUGCCCACGAGAGGCACGAGGCCGCAAAUGGGCACGUACGCGAGAACGGUUGGCAGACCAAGCACGCAUCUGUGGGCGAUCGAAUAGGAUCUCUGUUCAACUGCCAGACCAUGAGCGACAUCAUCUUUCACGUUGAGGGCGUCCAGAUACCCGCGCACCGCUGCGUCCUAGGCGUCACGUCGCCAGUCUUCUACCACAGGCUCUUCGAGACCCCGGUGAAGGACGACGGCGGCAGGUGCCGCAUUUGGAAGAUAUCGCAGUUCCACGGCGCGGCAGGCAGAGCGAAUACGUCCCCGUCGCCAGACCACUCCUCUAAGACAAAGAGCCCGGAGGAGCGCCAGGAAUUCCACAUCUACCAGUCGUCCGAGAGUGACGAGCACAGCGGGCCGAAGGAGCCCGAGGCGGUAUGGCCCCCAGAGGCCACGCACCUGAAGCCGCUGGAGGUCGCCGUGGACUACCCUUUCGAUGCGUUCUUCGAGUUCAUGCGCUACGUAUACAAGGACGAGCUCAAUAUCACACUGGAAAACGUGAUGGCCCUGUCGUUCUUGGCGGACGACUUCAACCUACCGAGUCUCUCGGAGAAGUGCCUGGACUUCCUGCGCAAUGCCGUGAGGCCGGACACGGCCCUGAGGAUCCUCAGGGUGCUGAAGAACCUGCUCUGCAAAGCGGUGGUUGUACUGUGGCGCGACACGGUCGAGAGCUCGAGGAUCCUUGCCAGGUUCAAGGAGUUCGGCCUCGCAGAUCGCAAGAAGAGGAUGCAGGAGCUCGCCGACAUGGCAGGCAGCGGCAACGCCAGCGUCAUCAACUCGCGCGUGACCAGCAGGGUGGGUAGCCGGCUUGGUAGCCGCGCUGGUAGCCGCAUGGGCAGCAGGCCGGACAGCAGGAGAAGCUCCGCGGUGUCGGACGCGGCUUACGACGCGAAGACCGAAGACGACAUGGCGAGCGCCGUCGGCGACAUGUUCAUGCACCAGUUGCAGGGAAAGAGCACCGCCGACAUCUUCAAGCUGGCCGAAGGCGGAAAGACAAUCCACCCAUGUGUCGCGUCCACGUCGCUCUGCAAGCAAUUCGUUGAGGUCGGCGAUCUCCUCAAUAAGAAGAGCUGGAAAUGCAUCCGGGAGCGAACCGACGUUGUGCUGGCGAGCCCCGAGUUCAUCCAGGAGGAAAGAACUGUGGUCAAGCAGAUCUUGUCAAUGGAGAUGUGCAGCGUGAGCGAGAUCGCCAUGUUCCGAGCCCUGCUUGCCUGGGCCGAUCACCGCUGCAAGCAGCAGGGGCUGCCCAGCCUGCCCGAGCACAGACGGAACGCCGCCGGCAGCGACUUCAUCGAGCUCAUUCGCUUCCCCGUCAUGAAGGCGGAGGAGUUCCAGUGGGAGGUGGUGCCGUCGGGGAUCCUGGAGUACCGCGACAUCCAGUCCAUCCAGCGGACCCGCCUCGGCGCCUUCGUGAACUACAGCGACGAGCCUCGGGACAGCCCGCCACAGGAGAUCGCGAGGAGGCAGGAGUCGGCGCGCGAGGCCAAACGAAUCAGCUGUCGUGCCGCCUCGCCCGACGGUGGUCUGCGCCAGCCGGGGUCGCCCGACCUGUCCAAGACAGCCUCGAAGGAGUCCACCGCGAGCCGUGGCGGCAACAGGUGCAGCAGUUCGAAGCUGGUGGCAUUCGGCGACGGCUUGGACGCCGACCUCCCCGACAGGAGAGUGUCGAUGCAGAUCCCGUCGAUGGAGAUACGGGGGUGGCGCGCCGCUGACAUGUACCUGGACCGGAGGAGCUCAAGCGGCGGCUUGAAGGCGCAUGGCCCAAAGGCCAAGGCCUCUGCGCAGGCCUCGCCCUCGUACGCGCGCCCAGGGCACCUCCGGGACGACGACCUGGACGCGCUGAUCUCGGCCCGCCUGUGGAGGAACCACGUGGACGAGCUGGUGAGCCAGCAGAGGGCCCUGGAGGCGCUGGACGGUCUCGACGGCGACCCCGACAAGCGCAUGGCCUUCUGCGCGGAGCCCCCGAGCACCGGCGAGCGGCCCUGGUCGCCCCCGCUGCCGCGGGGCGGCGCGGAGCGGCGCGGGAGCGGGGAGGCCGGCGCGGGCGACCUCCUGCCGCCAGCCAGCCCAACGCCGCGCCCAGGCUCCGCCGCCCGUGCCAAGAGGAGGCUGAAGCAGGAGCCCACGAUGGCGCUGCAGACCCCCCGCCAAGGCCACCCUGGCGGGCCAGAAGCGCUGCAGGCGCCGCCGAAGAAGGUCGGCCUGGACGAGCUGGAGCAUCUGGCCCACGGGUUCUACCGCUUCCGCGGCGGCUCGCUCAUCGAGAUGCGGCUGGAGAGCGGCGACCCCGUCGUGUACGAGCACAGGCCGCCGUCCUCGAGCUCCCUCGGGCGCACACCCACGCCCGAGGUGGUGGAGCUCCUGAGCGGCAUGCGGGAGAGCCAGGUGCGCUCGUCUCUCGGGAUUCGGCCGCCGUCCACGGGCGCCGGUGUUCCUCUGAGCGACUUCCUGUCUGGGAACAUCUAGCUUGGAUCACCCAGCUUUGUCCGCAUAUUUCCGCGUUUCUCCUUCAUGCCGUCCCCCGCAGUUGCGGACAAGGGUUGGGGGUCGGCGGGGUCGUCGGCAGCCAGCGAUUCGCAUAAGAAGACCAGCGCACGCUCCGAAUUUUCGUCAAAUAUGCACGUGUAGACCUAUGUAUAGAACAAGCUCCAACGAAAACGCAAGACGAGCGUCUCGGCCCCCGUUUCGUGCGCGGGCACCCUCGAAGAUCGGUCUGGCCCGAGAGAUGCCGCGCCAGCGUGGGGCUGAGAGAUCUGGCCGCGAUGUCUUCGAUCCCUCUUUCUUUCGCGGACGUGCCGCGUACAUUUUAAUUUAGUUGGGGUGCAUUGCGUUUUGCCCUCUCCUGAUCUCAGGGUAUAUGGCGCUCCACAUUUCUGUGCGUUCGUGCCCGUCUCAGUUUUUGUGGUUGGUUUGGGCACAUUCUCUCUCGCCACCCCAUCCCUCCUUUAGCUCUUCAACUCCCUUUGCUGUUCUGCUCCCCCGUCCGAGUCGUUAUCCUCUCCUUCUUAAUCGCAGCUUCCUCCUUCCACUUGCCCUUCUUUCAUGGCUGCUCUACUCCCCCCUGCAGCCUUGUAUGUAUAGUUCGUCCGCGGAUGCACCUUGUCACCGGGCACCGCGCUUUUUUUUGUAUCUGUCGAAGCAAACUUUGAACAUGAUGUGUUUAUGCUGAACGCAAUGUCUCUCAACUCCAAUGUUGUGUUUCGUAGUUUUUGACAUGUCCUGAGGAGGACAACGAUAUGAGGCUGCCCAGUCGCCUGCACAAUCUGUUCAAUGGGCAGUGCCGUCGGAGGCGUUCGCUGGAGAAGAUGGCAACACCGAGGCUGGAGGCCCAAUCUCAAAACAUGCACUUCAGGAACAUGUUUGAGCUGUGCAGGAGCAGCACCUCCAUUCGAGUCGAGGCUUGUCGUGUCAGCCGCGACUGGGUUCUCGAGUUGACCCAUAGCUGCAUACUUCGGCAGCUGGCAAAUCUUCCAGCAGUUCGUUCCAAGUCGUGAUUCAAGUCCUUCGCCAUGUGCAGCAGGCCAGGGGUCAAGAGGACACCCUGCCAUCCCGUGCGUGGCGCGCGCAAGAAAGAUAUUCCAUUCUCCUCAAGCAACUCAAAAGAAUCAAGAUCAAUUGAAUCGACCCCCUGAGGGUGUGCGUUAUGUUGCAUGUUUGUGGGACUUUGCCUGCCCCGUUGUGCUGCUAACCGCAUCGGAAACAUGACGAAGGUCGAACUCUGCGACGCCAAGCAGAAGGCGGCGUGCUGGCUCUCGCCGCACUGGCUUCGCGCGGGCGUGGGGAGCACCGAGCGGCCAUGCCCUCCAUACUCCAUAUAUCACAGCACUCCCCCGGACAACUUGCGGGCCGUGCUAGAGAUCACGACCGGCGAUCGUUGGCUGGUUCUGGCCUCCUGGAGCCCUUGCUGGGCCACCGGGGAAGCGAUUCAGACCCAAAGGGGUUCCCGUUGCAAGACGAACACGGCGUCUGAGGUCUGGACCCCGUUUCCGGCUUUUCUCCGCUCGUCGCCUCAGUUUGUUUUGUCGGCAAGCAAAAUGAAGCGGUUGGCCGAUUGGACUGAACGUGGUGUCGAGCGAGAGGCCCAAUAGCGGUGUGUACAGCAACGUGGCCACAGAUGGGAAAUCCUCAGACCUCCGAGGGGCCGGCCUGGAACACGCAGCCGUAGAUGUGGAA